GUGGUUAAAGCCUCUAUGGACACUGGGACUCUCCUCAAACUCACCACACCAAGGGUCACAGUUACAACAGCUCUAUAUUUCAGAGCUGAUGCAAACAUGGACAGAGAUUCUCUGAGAGAAGGUAUAUCAUCUUAUUUCAAGACACUGGUCAAGGAGGACCCAAGUCUCUCAACAGCUGUGGCAGCCAUUAAAACUUUAUUACACUUCCUCGAAAAUAAUAAAAUUGAAACUUUGGCUGAAAUGAGAGACAGGCUAAAGGAGGCAAUACAGAUAUUGACCGAAACAGACAGCAGCACUACUUCUAUCUCCUCUGCUGGAGAGCUCUUCCUCCGCUUCAUAACCCUCACGAGUUUGGAACACCCAAACAUUCAAGAUUGCCAGAGAAUAUUGGUAGAAAGAGGAAACCUUUUCCUAAGCAAAAUCAAGAACUCUCGGCAGAAAAUUGCUAAACAAGCCCAGCAAUUUAUUAGAGAUGGAACGACCAUCUUGACACAUUCAAAGUCGAGAGUUGUUCUACAAGUUUUAAAGGAAGCCCAACAGAGCAACAAACGAUUCCAUGUUUAUGUGACAGAAUCUCGACCCAACAAAUCAGGUCUGGAAACAUACGAUGAACUGCAGAAAAUGGAGAUCCCUGUUACACUCGUUUUGGAUGCUGCAGUUGGAUAUGUAAUGGAGAAGGUAGACAUGGUUUUGGUGGGAGCAGAAGGCGUGGUGGAGAGUGGAGGCAUAAUUAACAAGAUUGGCACAUACACAAUGGGACUGACAGCAAAAGCCAUGAAUAAACCAUUCUAUGUAGUUGCAGAAAGUUUCAAAUUUGCUCGUUUAUAUCCACUUAACCAACAAGAUCUCCCCAAUGAAUUCAAGUACCACGCCAGUACUCUGAAGUCUAGUCCUGACCUGAUGAAGGAACACCCCUUGGUAGACUACACUCCACCCUCCUACAUAACAUUGCUGUUCACAGACCUCGGCAUUCUCACACCGUCAGCUGUCAGUGACGAACUCAUUAAAUUAUAUUGCUAACAUACA
This is a messenger RNA of Ostrea edulis (European flat oyster), 1026 nucleotides long. RefSeq names its product translation initiation factor eIF-2B subunit alpha-like. Gene Ontology annotation, biological process: translational initiation. Gene Ontology annotation, cellular component: eukaryotic translation initiation factor 2B complex. The transcript is spliced from 10 exons. Bases 16 to 1020 code for a protein of 334 amino acids. The record is from RefSeq and is a predicted model, not a curated record. NCBI's taxonomy places the organism in Eukaryota, Metazoa, Mollusca, Bivalvia, Ostreida, Ostreidae. Gene Ontology annotation, molecular function: translation initiation factor activity; guanyl-nucleotide exchange factor activity.